CUGGCGAGGCUCUCUGCCCAGAGGGGCUUUCACCACUUCUUACGUCAAGCAGCCCCCAGGCAGGUGCGCCAAGGGGCGCCAUCUGGAGCCGGUCAGCCAUGCAGGGAGUCUGUGGAAGACGCUGCUCCCGCCGUGGCGCCAUCACCUGCCCAAACUCCACUGACGGGGCCCCUGCAGCCUCUGGCCUCCACCCUGCCAGCAGGACCAAUGACCUCCUCAAUUUCUGUCAGUUCACACUCGCCCCUGAGUACCUCCUGGCCCGCAGAGCCUUUCCUCUCCCCAGAUGGCUUUUCACACCAGCCCCUUGCUCUUCCCCCUUCCCCGCCAUGUCUCCCUCCUUCGGAGGCCUCCCCUGGGCCUCUGACAGCCUCCUUGGCCCCAGAGUGGCCAGACUCUCCUUUGACUCUCCCUCAGUUUGCCUCAAGGGCAACCCCGCCGCACCCCAUCCCACAGAGCUUGGCUCCACACAUGCCUUGGUCAGCUGACAGGACAGCUCCCGGCCCAGCCAUCUCGGGCCUAGGCCGUUCACGCAGCCCCAUUUCGGCCCUGUCCUGGUGGCAGGCGGCUGCCAAUGCCUGGAACCUGUCCACUUCAACACGCUUGGAGUCCCAUAAAGCGCCUCUGUCCCAUGGCCGACCAGAGGCCUUGUUCUGGGGAGAGCCCACACACAGACAGGGAGAGACUAGGGUCCCCCCUCUCAAUAACCCGGACGUCCAGAAGCUUCUGGAGAUACUAAUCGCCAAGAGAACAGAACUAAAGUUUUGGAAGGAGAAGGAAAAGAAGGAAAGGUCACAAUACCAGCUGACCUCUUUUGGGAGAAUGUUCAAGUCCCCAGGUGGCGGGCAGGACACCGUGGGCCGCCUGUCCUUAUUGAGCAUGAGAGGCAAAGUGAAACAGAUGCUUGGUCCUGAGAAGCCCCCACAUCCCAAGAUUCCAGGGCACAAUUUGGAGCAGAAAUGCAGCCAGCUCUUCUGGGGUCUUCCCUUUCUGCACAGCGAGUCCCUGGUGGCCACUGUCAGGGUGACCGACCCCCCACUGGAGUUCCCACCCAUCAUAUUCAAUGAGCUCUCUCAUGCCUUGCCACUCGGGAUUCAGGCCAGCGUGGCUCCAUGCCUCUCCCUGACCCAGGACUUGGGCAACCCUUCGGCCCAGCCCCAACCCUUGACCCUGAACUUGUCCCAGUCCCUGCCCCAGCCUCUGACUCAGGCCCAGCCCCUCCCCCUGGACCAGCCCCUGCCCCAGCCCCAGCCCCUCCCUCUGACUCAGCCCCAGCCCCUCCCUCUGGACCAGCCCCAGCUCCCACCUCUAGCUCAGCCCCAGACCCAGGCAUGCCUUGCACCCUCUGUCCCAGUUGGACUUCCUUCUCUGCCACCGGAUAUGGGGAGCUGCGAGGUGUCUUGCCCUGUAGCCCAGAAGACACCAUCUCACAUGUCAACUGUCGUUCAAAACCUGGAAUGUCACUUUCUGAAGAAGCAACUAGAAAGCGGUGAGGUACCCCCUGUGGUGAAAAGAUCUCAGGAAGUCUUUAGCCAAGGUCCUCCCGACCUUCCGCAGGGUGGCCAGGCCCCCGAGGGCCAUGGGUCAGUCUCUGUCCUUCCUGGGAACUUGAUCGACUCUGAACUCCGGGAGCAACUGGAGUGGCACCUUUGGAAGAGACUCGUGAAGCAAGAAAGACGCCCACCCUACAGGAUCCAGCUAUCCCUGAAGAUACAGCCUCACCAAAAGUUCCAGAAGGUGCCCCAGGCUCGCAGCUGGCACAGUCCGACGUCCGAGUCUGAGUCUGUGGAUGGAAGCCGCACACGAAGGACUGUGCCAGGAAAAAGCCGGGGCAAGGGUUCAAGGCCCAGUGCAGGGAGGACCCGGAAAGAUCUACACAGAGGCACAACAAGCUCUCCAGGGAAGGCUCCAGGAAGAAAUCGUGAGGAGUCAGACACAGACUUGAGGCCCUCCACAAGCAGUGCAGAUGAGAAGCAUCCAGAAAAGGACCCGAGAGCCCAUUUCAGGAAGUUAGGGCAGUCCAGAGAGGGUCAGGUCCCUUUGGAUGUUCAUCCUUCCAGGCUCACUGCCCACCACGCCUCGGACCUUCCUGGAAAGCCAAGCCCUCAUGGGAAACCUGGAAAGCCAGCACUUUCCAAGUGUUGGGAACCCUGCAUGACCACCUCCCACAAUUUUUCCAUCCUCAGUCCGUACACUCAGCGGAUGCUAGAAGCACAUAUCAUAAGGUUUAGGGUGAAGCACCAAUGGGGCCUCCCACUCAAGGUUCUCAAGCCUAUAAACCUCUUCAAGUUGAAGAAGGGCUUCCUCCUCUCUCGGUCCUCCGGUCCCCUCUCCGCCUCCUGCGUAUCCAAGGCCAGCUCGAGGACCAAGUUCGUGGGAAGUUCUCCUCAGCCCUAUCAAGGAGAAGUGAUGAAAGAGUCUUACCCCACCUGGGAGGGUCCCCUUGGUGCUCCCCGGCCUAUGUGUGAGGAAGUCCAGCAGGCUCUAGAAGGGACCUCACCUGGGGGUGGCCCUCCGGCUGGACAGGAGGCCAGGCCAGCUUCUCGGACCUUCACAUACAGCUUUGUGGGCAGAAUCUGGCACAGUGAGACUGCCUCAAGGACUCUUAUGAACAGCACCUUGGAGUCAAGUCCAAGUCCAGCAACAGCCACGAAGGAGCCAAGGAGGGCGAAUGGGGGUUGGGCCUCACGGGACAUGACCGUGCUAGAGCUCAACUUGGAGCCCCAGGAUUUGAGUGCCAAAGAGCCCAGGGAGGCGGAGGAGGUCGAGGAGGUCCCUGCCUGGGGAGUCACCUUAGAACCCCAUGUGCUGGUCAAUAACCAAGGCUCCUGUGGCAAGCUGAGAAGAUCAGAGUCUUCAGGGAAAAGCGAUAGCCCCCCGCCACCUACAAAGUUGGUAGCCCGAGACCCCAAAGAGCUAUGCCUUAAGGCACAGCAUAGGGGAUCAGAGCCCCAGAAGUUGAUGGAGACAGAGAACUGGCCUCGGGAUGCCACCCCCACUGUGCUCCUUCAAGACUGUGAGACAGGGGUCCUCCUUCAAGACUGUGCCACUGAGCAUCUCCUUCAAGACAGUCAGUCCAAUGUGUUCCUCACGGCUGAAGUCUUGGCUUCUCAGGAAUCUCUGUCUGGCUUCCAGAGCGGUUCCAGUGAAGACACAUCUACUUCCCCGGUGCCACGUGGCCAAAGAUCCCGUGGCCAGAGCCCCCACAGGCAGCCGGGACCCCCGGGACUACAGCAUCAGUGGAAGAGCCUGAGCAGGUUAUGUGUCCCCCCCGAGGGGAGAGAGAGCUCCAGGAGGUCCCCCUCAAGAGAGCCUGCCAGAGAGUCAUCGGAACUGAAGCUCCUCCAGAUCAGUGAGGUGAGACGACCCGUCCAGAGCCAGGAGUCAGCAGAAGCUUCGGGAAGCAAGGCCUGUGAGAUCUCGCUGAAGAAGGAGGAGGCGCCUCCGGAAAACUACUUCAGGAGAAGGAUGAAGCACCUGCUCCAGUGGUUCCUUCCCAGUAGAGGCAAAGGACUGGAAAAUUCCCUUCAAAAGGGCAAGUCUUCAUCAUCCCAGGGCUGUGGACAAGUCACGGGCAGGUCGGCCAUGGACAGCACUUCUGCCAAGGCUCAGGUGGUCAUGACUGUUGUGGGGCAGAUCCUAGAGGAGAAAGUGGUGCCUCACCAGGGACUCAGGGCCCCGGAGUUCAGCUGGUGCCAGAAGGAUCUCCAGGCUUCGGCACGCCCCAGUGUCCGCUACCACGGGGUCCUCUCCUACCAAGAGCAGAGGAGGGUGAUGAAGGAGACAGCCAGCCCACAGGGCACCCCCAGGGGCCACAGCUAUGCCAACAAGACCGAGUGGAUGGCGUGGCCCUUCCCCGCCAGGGUGCCGGGGGGCCCAGGCAGACCCUGCCAGUGCGGGUCCCUGGUGCCGGGCCCUUCAGGCCGCACCCUGCAGCCCCACUGCCCCAGGCACUGCCGCCUUCAGAGAUACGUCGCACCCGGCCAGCCACUGUGUGCUGCUCAUGCCUUUCCAGGGAGGACAACUUUCCUCCAAGAAGAAACGCAAACGGUGCAGAGAAAAACGUUUUUUUCUCACAUUAGCACAUCCUCUAUGGGCUAAUGGCUUCUCCGUGCCGCGAUUUCUUUGCUUCCCCAAAAUACAUGUU
Molecule: messenger RNA, 4144 nt
Organism: Mustela lutreola (European mink)
Lineage: Eukaryota; Metazoa; Chordata; Mammalia; Carnivora; Mustelidae
Product: spermatogenesis-associated protein 31E1-like
Exons: 1
Coding region: 208-4098 (1296 amino acids)
Source: RefSeq, a predicted model, not a curated record